This is a messenger RNA of Dujonia railenensis, 2715 nucleotides long. NCBI's taxonomy places the organism in Eukaryota, Fungi, Ascomycota, Pichiomycetes, Serinales, Debaryomycetaceae. The record is from the annotation of a GenBank genome assembly.
AUGGGAAAAUCUGUUGUAACCCAGAGGAACAGAGAUUCUUCAUCAAACUCAAGCGGCAGCUCUGGUAUCAGAGGAUCGAAACUCCCUCCCAGUUCCGACGUUCCGAAGAACAUGCCACCAAACAACGAUAUCAAGGCUGUUAAAGUGGAUACUCCUCAACUGCAGGCGCAGCAGUCACCGCAAAUUCAACAGCUGGCACAACAGCAUCUCCAGCAGCUCCAGGAUCAACCAAAACAAACAGGUGUAGGCCAGGUGUUACCCAAUAUUAACUCGAGGAAGUCACUGACAAAUUCAAAUUUUCUAUUUAACGCACCAAGGAAUGAUCUGCUCAAUUCAAUAGUAAACAAUUACCUGUCCGAUCCUAAAAAUGACUAUGCAAAUGUUUCAGGAGGCAAAUCUCUACUGGUAGAUUCCAACUUUGCUUCCUUCUACAGAAAAGACUCCACAGCAAAUCCGAGCCAAGUUGGUGGAUCCAACACCAAUGGAUUUGAAAAUUCGUCGAGACCCAGAGGUGACAGUAUCUAUUUACCACCACCUAUCAAUUCACAGAUACGAAAUGACUAUGAGCAGUCUGAACAGCUGCUGCAAGAUCAACCACAGGGCCUUCCUCCUGGAGUUGUUCCAGGAUCAGGUGCUGCAGGUGGCCCUGUAGGAAUUCCUCUGCAACACCCACAACUUAAUUCCCGUGCAAACUCCAUCUUCAAUUCAAUAAUCCAAUUCCCAAAUUCAAAUCAAAAUUCAAUUAGUGGUCCCUCUGGAGGAAAUCCUAGCAAGUCAAACUCGAUAUCGAACAAUAUCUUCUCUGCUGGAGGAAAUUUAUCCUCCAAGUCUAGAUUACCUUCGUUAACAGGAGGAGAAUUUAACUUCAAUCCGCAAGACUUUGAGUUUUUGAGCAAGGAAAACCCUGGUGGAUCAAUUUCCUGGCAACAACAACAAUUACAGCAACAGCAGCUACAGAUGUUGUUACAACCUCAACAACAACAGCAGCAACUGGGUGGGAGCCUAUCGAAGUCUAAGCGUGGUUCUAUUGAUUCUGGUCUUUGGGAUCAUGGGGUAUUCGAGUCUAUCGCAGGGCUCCCACUUAGUAGCGAAAGUGUAAGCAAUAUACUAGCAGGAAUAUCAAAUGGUAGUAUCCAAUUAAGUGGGUCUAACAAUGAAAGACGAGAUUCUUUAUUAAAGUAUUUAAAUGAUCUGAACUACCCAAUUCAGCAACAACAGCAACCGCCAAGACAACAGAGUUUGAAGGGCUUGGGAAGACAGGAUAAGAAGGGAGGUGUUUAUACAAAGCUUCGUGAAGAUAUCUUUGAUAAGCCAAGUAUAGGCAACCAAAUAUAUAAUCAGAAUCAAAUUCCCCAGUACGGUGCCAAUAUUUCCCAACAAUUACAACAGCAACCAGGACAACAACACCAACUCCAUCCGCAACAACAACAGCAACACCAACAAAUGCUUCAUCAGCAGCAGGGACUGCAAAAUAUCAAGAAGAGAAUCAGUGAGGGAUCUAUAGAUCCAGUGUCUCCCUCAAAUUCGAGUUUGUCUUCGAAAACCUCUGGGAAGCGAUAUGAUGAACCCCAAUCUCCUAAAACUUCUCCUAGUGGGUUCCAUGUUAAAAUGAAAUCUAUAGACAAGCAACAGCAACAUCCUGCAGUUAGAGGUCAAUACGGUGGGUAUAUUUCGGGUGGUAACUACCAAGUUAGCUCCAAUGGACCUGCGCAACUGCAUCAACUGGCACAACAAGUUUCUCCUACAUUGGUACCAGCGCAACAAUUUGUGCAAGCUGAGGAUGGUAGGCCGCUAUUAGGAGCAACUAAGAUUGAUCAAUUGAUGUUGGUUAUUCAAGCAAGGGACAACGGAAUUAGCACAGCAAUUCCUCAAGGAGCUGAUGGUAGUAUUCUCGCCAAUCCUGAAACAGUUAUCGAACAGUCUAGAAUGCAGAGACCGGUAGCAGGAAUAAUUCCUCAACCCAUUGGUUUGGUUGGUGGUAUUGACAAGCCAGGAAGAGUUCAUCGUCUUAGUGAAGAAGCUGAUAGCAAUGAUGACGUUGGCCUGGGCACUGCGGGACAUAUGAACAAGAGAAGGUCUAAAGACCAUCAAUGUAAAUAUUGUUUCAAAUAUUUUACCCAGGCUACUCAUUUGGAUGUACACAUUCGGUCUCACAUAGGCUUGAAACCAUUUGAAUGUUCAUAUUGCCAUAAAAAGUUCACACAAGGUGGUAAUCUUAGGACACAUUUGAGGUUACACACUGGAGAGAAGCCUUUCACUUGUGAACUGUGCAACAGAUCAUUCAGUAGAAAGGGUAAUUUAGCGGCUCAUUUACUUACGCACAAAAAUGAAAAGCCUUUCGAAUGUAGGUUGGAUGGUUGUGACAAGGCAUUCACGCAACUAGGUAAUCUUAAGUCACAUCAGAAUAGAUUCCAUUUGGAAGCAUUGAAUUCAUUGACGCAUAAAUUGGCAGAGCUAACGGGAGACCAAUUGAACAAUUUACCACCGGAUGAGAAGGAUUUAUUAGAAUACUUCAAAGAUCUAUACAAGAACUCCAACAAGGGUAUAAGAGGUAGAGGUAAGAAGCUGAAUCAACUCGGUUGGAGCGAUCAAGAGGAACUGCAGCACUCGUCUCCACAGUUACAGAGACUACCCCCUCCACAGAUGCAGCAUCAAUUACCCCCACAACAAUUACAACCUCAGUAUGGCUAUGAUGUAGGAUAUAAGACAAAGUAA